This is a messenger RNA of Cyclospora cayetanensis, 1203 nucleotides long. RefSeq lists its product as uncharacterized. The transcript has 7 exons. The record is from RefSeq and is a predicted model, not a curated record. NCBI's taxonomy places the organism in Eukaryota, Apicomplexa, Conoidasida, Eucoccidiorida, Eimeriidae. The coding region runs from base 1 to 1203 and encodes 400 amino acids.
AUGAGUGCUAGAGACUAUGUUCCAUCUCUGGGAACAACAGUCUUAUUCCAGGGGCGCCACAGCAUUCAUUCCAUCGCUGCAAAUUUGCAACGGUCCCCCGUUAUUUCGGGGCAGGAUACAACCGCGGUGCCUUCUAACCGCAGUCCAGCUGCAGCUCGAGAGGUCCAAGAGGCACCGACCACGGCGCCUGUGGACGCUAACACGAGCUGUCCGGAGGACCCUGCAGACGUUUCGUACGCCCAGGAGCUUCUUCAACAUAUUCGGGAAAUCGAGAGAGAUAGGCGUCAGCGGCAGCUCGUAGAUCCCCAGUUUUCUCGAUUGAAGGAAAAGAUGAAAAUGGCGCAUGAGGCCGGGAAUACACAAGAGUAUCAGCGCCUGAGAAUUGAAACGAAGCAAUUUCUAAAGAAGCACGGCAUCGGCGUGCUACCAACAUCUUUGUUUCAAAUGCUUUUGUUGGGAGUGGCUAUCUCCCUCUCAACGCCCGCAAUAAGGGCGAUGGCUGGAGAUCCCGACAGGUGGAGAGGUUUCGCGGUUGAACAGCCAGGUUGGCUGGAGAGUCUGGCGCUUCCAGAUUCCUCUGGCCUUACGGCGGUGCUUUGUUGGCUUGUCCUUGUUUCUACAAUGGCGGCGGGAUGGAUGGUGUCCUCCAAAAUCCAGAAAAGGACUCCCUCAGCGCACAUGUCAUCUACUUUGUCAUCGCCACUUGUAAUGCGCGGAGCUAGCGUAGGAGCUGCAACUAUCUUCGCCCUGUACAGCGGCAUGCAGCUUCCAGCGGCAGCGGUGUUGUUCUUAGUGCCAGCAUUCGUUGUACAGAGCGCAUUUAUGCGCAUUUUCAGAUUACGUUCAGUAGAAAGUGCCCUACAUUUCGUGCCCGAGGGGCUGAGGCCUUUGCAGCAAACUUAUCUUGCGCUGCUGGAGCGGCGGGAGCCAGCCCUAGCAGCUGCGUGGAAGAGGCGAGCUUCUGACCUCGAGUACAGUGAGAAGGUGGCGGAAGCUACCGCUGGCGGCGCAGAUGUCACGAGCCGCGCUAUAGUGCAGCUGUGGAAGGAGUUGGCGCAGAAAGAAGGAGUGGCUGCGCCACAGCACCUUAAGACCUGGGCUGAACAGGUAGCGGAAAAGCAACUAGAACGGCUCUCGCAAGCGGCAAUGCGGCAGUGUGUCCGGCAGCCGCAGGCACACGGUACUGAAGCGCUUAAGGUGUAA